UUUCCUAAUUUGGAUACAACGAGACCAUGAAUUGUUUUCUUUGCUUUUGCCUUCCCAUCACAUGUUUGAUCAAAAAACAAAAACAUAAGUUCGGAAGCUCCACUCUUCAAUUGCCUUGGACUCAAUAGUCAAGAGAAUUCAGCUCUGAUUGGAGAAAUGGCUGCUUCAGAAAACGACGAGGCACCAAUGCUACAUUCGCAAUUCUCAUAUCAAUAUGCCGAUUCUCAGUUCCAGAAAUUUGAAUCCAUUUCCCUGGAUGUGCCAAGUUCCAUUUCUAUGAGUUCAAUGGGAUCCAAUGCAACUGAAACUGAACUUGGAGACCAUUCAAGUCCAUUCAUGCAUGCAUGUGUUCCGUUCCAGCAUUUACGAGUGUGCAAAGAUUCUUAUUGCACAAUUUGCUCAACACGUCAGAGUCUGAAAUCAGCUAAGCAGGAAAACCGAAAAGCUUCAAGGCUUUUCAAUUCUAAGAUUCAUAUCUCUUUCUAUGACGAUGCUAAAGGGUGGUUUAGAAGAUGUUUCUCUUUUCUAAAUCAACGUAUUCCAGGAGUCAUGAGCCCUCACACUAAGGGUGUGCAACAAUGGAAUAAAUUCUUUGUCUUAGCUUGCUUGGUGGCGAUUUUUAUAGACCCUUUGUUUUUCUUCGUGUUAUCUGCAUGGAAGGAAUAUAAGUGCCUCGUUAUCAGCAAGCCCCUGACCACAAUAAUGGUGUUCUUCAGAACAAUAACUGAUUUGAUAUACUUUUUGCACAUGCUUCUCCAGUUUAGGUUGGCUUAUGUUGCUCCUGAGUCUAGAGUAGUUGGUGCUGGAGAGAUAGUGGACCAACCAAAGAAAAUUGCUCUCCAUUAUCUCCAGGGAAAAUUUCUCGUUGACUUGUUUAUCGUUUUACCACUUCCUCAAAUCAUAAUUUUGGCUAUUUUACCACAAUUUUUCGGAUCAUCUGGAGCAAAUGACGCAAAGAAUCUUCUACGCAUGGCAGUUCUUUUCCAGUACAUUCCCAGAUUGUAUAGAUUUCUACCUCUGCUUGCUGGUCAGUCCCCAUAUGGAUUUGUGCUUGAGUCAGCACGGACAAACUUCGUAAUAAACCUCCUCACUUUCAUGUUGGCUGGCCACGUUGUUGGGUCCUGCUGGUACCUCUUUGGCUUACAGAGGGUUAAUCAAUGUCUUCGAAAUGCAUGUCAUAACUCUGAUAUCCCCAGUGAAUUGUGCAUGAAAUUCAUAGACUGUGGGUUUGGUGAGCAAGGAUGGAAAUGGGCGAACUGGAUAGACAAUGAGAAUGCUACUACUUGUUUUAGUGAAGAGGGUUUUGCCUAUGGAAUCUAUGUUAAAGCUGUCGAUCUCACUACUGCAGAUAGCGUAAUAACUAAAUAUGUAUACUCGUUGUUUUGGGGAUUCCAGCAAAUCAGCACUCUGGCGGGAAAUCAAGUUCCAAGCUAUUUUGUUUGGGAAGUCCUGUUUACCAUGGCAAUUAUCGGACUUGGCCUCUUGCUUUUUGCUCUUCUAAUUGGAAAUAUGCAGAAUUUUCUUCAGUCUCUUGGACGGAGGAGAUUUGAGAUGUUAUUGAGACGUCGUGAUGUAGAAUGGUGGAUGAGCUAUCGCCAUCUACCAGAAGAACUGAGAAGGCAAGUAAGGCAAGCUGAACGGUAUAACUGGUCUGCCACUAGAGGUGUAAAUGAAGAAAUGCUUUUGGAGAAUCUGCCCGAAGACCUUCAAAGAGAUAUACGACGCCAUCUCUUCAAAUUUGUGAAAAAAGUUCGGAUUUUUACCCUCCUAGAAGACCCGGUUUUGGAUGCAAUCUGUGAGAAACUAAAACAAAAGACAUACAUAAAAGGAAGCAAGAUUUUCUAUCCUGGAGGUCUAGUUGAGAAGAUGGUUUUUAUCGUGCGCGGAAGAGUAGAGAGCAUUGGGGAGGAUGGGAUUGUUGUUUCGUUAUGCGAAGGAGAUGUUUGCGGCGAGGAACUUCUCACAUGGUGUCUCGAGCAUCCUUCAGUAAACCAUGUCAGGAUUCCUGGUCGGAAAUUGUUGAGCAAUAGGAUGGUAAGGUGCUUAAGUAACGUUGAAGCAUUUUCGCUGCGAGCAGCAGAUCUUGAAGAGUUCACCAGCCGUUUUGCAAGAUUCCUGCGGAAUGCACGCGUGCAAGGAGCCAUAAGGUAUGAGUCACCGUAUUGGAGAGGUCUUGCAGCAAAGAGAAUUCAAGUAGCAUGGAGAUACAGGAAGAAGCGUCUAAGUCGUGCAAGCGUAUCCCAGAACUCCUCUCCUCUGCAUAGGACUUUUUGGUCGAACAUCGGAUGAAACGCAGCGUUUCAUGUAAAGAAUUAUUUAAUGUCUGAAAUUGGUUGAUAUUUAUUUAAUCUAUUUACUGUAACUCUUAGCAAGAAGGGUCCAGAAUGUCAAAAAGUUCUAUUGACUCGAAAUUCUGCAAUUUUCUCAAGGUGCCCAUUAUUUUCCA
This is a messenger RNA of Malus domestica (apple), 2446 nucleotides long. RefSeq names its product probable cyclic nucleotide-gated ion channel 20, chloroplastic. NCBI's taxonomy places the organism in Eukaryota, Viridiplantae, Streptophyta, Magnoliopsida, Rosales, Rosaceae. Gene Ontology annotation, cellular component: membrane. The record is from RefSeq and is a predicted model, not a curated record. Gene Ontology annotation, molecular function: monoatomic ion channel activity. Gene Ontology annotation, biological process: transmembrane transport; monoatomic ion transport.